Cydia splendana is the source of this 1646-nucleotide messenger RNA. RefSeq names its product dehydrogenase/reductase SDR family member 4 (gene Dhrs4). The coding region runs from base 181 to 1026 and encodes 281 amino acids. Lineage: Eukaryota; Metazoa; Arthropoda; Insecta; Lepidoptera; Tortricidae. The transcript is spliced from 6 exons. Gene Ontology annotation, molecular function: carbonyl reductase (NADPH) activity. The record is from RefSeq and is a predicted model, not a curated record.
UUGUUUGCUACCUGUUAUCAUUAAAGUUAUGACAUUCUUAUCAUUCUUAAGUACAUUAAGCCAGAUAUAUUAUUUCCUUUUGAUUAAAUAAGGUCUUAUAUAUACUGGGUACUCAGUCACACAUCUAUCUUGCUUAAUUUAACGAUAACUAAAGGUACGUACGGAGGGAUACUUAUUCAAAUGAUCCGUUCCCUGGGAAUAUUGUCAAUGGGAAUGGGAGGCAAAAGCUUCACCUCAGUAAAGCCCUACAGUGUUAGUGCUGAAUUGAAUAAUCGACUAAAGGGCAAAGUUGCUAUAGUCACGGCAUCAACUGACGGUAUAGGAUAUGCCAUUGCAAAGAGGCUUGGAAAUGAAGGUGCAUCAGUGGUAAUAUGCAGUAGAAAAGAGAACAAUGUCCAGAAAGCAGUUAAUGAGCUUCGCAAAGAAGGAAUUACCGUGGAGGGUGUAGCAUGCCAUGUUGGGAAUGCUGAACAGAGGAAGAAAUUGUUUGAUAUUGCUAAUGACAAAUUUGGGGGCCUAGAUAUAUUAGUCUCAAAUGCUGCAGUUAAUCCAGGAGUGUCACCAGUUUUGGAGACAGACGAAAAUGUUUGGGACAAAAUAUUUGAGAUCAAUGUGAAAAGCUCUUGGUUGUUGGCCAAGGAAGCCUACCCCAAUCUUGUUAAGCGAGGGGGAGGCAGCAUCGUAUUUAUUUCAUCUAUAGCUGGCUAUCAACCUAUGUCUCCUUUAGGUGCAUACAGCGUGAGUAAGACAACAUUGUUAGGAUUGACCAAGGCUAUCGCAAAUGAAGUCGUCACUGACAACAUAAGAGUUAAUUGUGUCGCACCAGGCAUCGUUGCUACGAAAUUUGCUUCAGCUAUUACCAGCUCAGAAGCAGCUAAGGAGCAAAGCUUAUCAAUUGUGCCGAUGCAGAGAUUCGGAAAGCCAUCGGAAAUAGCUGCGGCUGUGGCGUUUUUAGCGUCGAACGACGCGAGCUAUGUCACCGGCGAGACCAUCGUGGUGGCGGGUGGCGCUCACGCCCAUCUGUAAUUUAUAUCUAAUGGCUAAAGGCUCCUCUUCACGUUGGGCCAACGCCAACGAGGGACGCAGCCAUGUGGUAGAAUGAGAUAGCAAUAUCACUUGCUCCCUCUAACGCAUAAAUGCGUCCCUCGUUGGCGUUGGUGUUGGCCCAACGUGAAGAGGAGCCUUAAUAGGUAGGGCAACGUUUUUACAGUACAUAUGGUGCUAUUUUACCGCACUAGUGCGGUAAUUUGCACUUUACGUGCCUAUGCCGAAAAUUUAAAGGGCCAUAUGUACUGCAAAACGUUGUACGAUACACGUGCGAAUAGGUAAUUCGCAACUCGUGUCGAUUUAAAACACUCUUUUCGGUCGCGAUUUAAUUUAUCGUCGCGAAUUCCCUACUUUUCCCAAUUGUAUCGUAAUGUACUAUUAAUUUGUUGCACAAUUGAAAAGUAAGCAUACAAUGCCACCUACGAGUGGUAAGCAGCUGUAUACUCCUUGUAACACAUAUAAUGCUCUAAUAUACUGAGAUAUUUAUAUUUUUCGAAGCUUUUAUAAUCGCACAUUUUAGUUUAUAAGGAAAUAUUUCUUGUGAAAAGGUAUUAUGUUGUACAUUGGGCUGUGGCAAUUAAAGUAUGGUUAUAAUGAUA